UGACGUUGGGGUCCGGGGCUGAGCUGAGCGGCCGCCCUGCCGGGCCGCGGCCGAGGGGAGAGCGGCCCGGGGCCAGCCCAGACCCGCCGGACAUCCCCGGACGGACCCUACUGGACACCACCGGGCCGCCCUCCGCCCCGGGAGACCCAGGUAGUGGUGGUGAGGAGCAGUGAUCUCCUGGUGCCCCAGACAUGCACCUCCCCUCGUGACCCAUCGCCCCGUCUCCUCACCCCGAGACUGAGGCGCCAACCUUUCCAGAAAGCACUUCUGAGCAAGGGGCCCGACCGCAGGGGAUUGACAGACGGGUGAGCAAGGCAAGAAGAGAGCCGGCAGGUUCCGGCCCUUCCAGAGGCUGUUCGGCAAGAGGGAGAAGAAGGAGAGCCCCCAGGCCCGGGGAGCGUCCGCCCCGAGGAAGAGACGCUCCUUCAGGAGACGCUGCGAUGGCGUCGUCUCGUCGGACGAGGAGACCCUCCAAGACCACCUGAGGUCCUGCGGCUCUGCUAUGGGAGGCCGGGCCUUCUCCCACGACAGCAUUUUCCUCCCCGAGGGACCAGCCGAGAGCCAAGCGGGAACUCUCCAGCAGCAGCCGGGGCAGGACCUGGUGCCCGGGCAGUGCCCGCCGUCGACCACCACAGGGGCCGGAGGAGAACCGGGAGGGCUUCGGGGCAGCCUCGAGGAGACAGAGGCCGGGCCGACCCUCGGGCUCCCGGACCGCGACGAUCGAGAGGGUGCUCCUGGCUCCCCAGCUUUGGGCGAAGAGAGCAGCUUCCCAGGCAGAGCGGAGGCCGCGGGGGAGUGGGAGCCGGACCUGAGAUCGCUCCCCGAGACCUGCUCCUGGGACGCCAGCCGGAGCCUGCUCUUUCUCUCCUCCGGGGUCUGGUCCCGUGACGUUCCUGACCCCCCAACCCCAGCACCAGGCCCCGCCAGCACCAUGGAAGACAAGGUUCCUCCAGUCCGGCCAUCUCGGCCCAAAAGGCACUUCUCCACAGCGGGCACCAUCGAGAGCGUCAACCUGGACGCCAUCCCGCUGGCCCUCACCCACCUGGACAACAGUGCCGCCAAGCACAGGCUGUCCGUCAAGCCGCGGAACCAGCGCGUGUCCAAGAAGCACCACAGGCUCGGGCGGGACCCACAGAGCCAACGGGGAAGCCUGGAAACGCAGCUGGAAACACAGAACGGACACUGCGCCGGGGAGAUGCCCACCUGGUCCGGGGAGGUCCGGGAAAGGCAGGGAGAAGAGCACGGGAAGCGUAGCCAGGCUGAAGGUCGGGGACACGAGGCGGAGGCGGCUGAAAAGAAACGUCUGGAAGAGCAAAGCCUCUGGAGACUGGACAGCCAGAGCGAGGAGAUGGAGGAGGAAGAGCAGCAAGAGACGAGCAGGAGGAGCCUCUUGGGGGACAAGAGAAAACAGUCUCUCCCGGAAGGGGGCCGAGGGGAGGAAAUGGAGGAGCAGUGGUCAGAGCUGGAGGUGAAGGAGUGUCAGGAAGGAGAGAGACAGAAAUUGGAAGGGCAGACACACCGGGAAGAGGAGGGACAGCGACUGGAGGAAGAGAGACGGAGACUGGAGGAAGAAGAGAGGCGGAAGCUGGAGGAAGAAGAGAGACAGAGGCGUCGGGAUGAGGAGAGGCAGAGGCUGGAGGAAGAAGAGAGGCAGAAGCUGGAGGAAGAAGAGAGACAGAGGCGUCGGGAUGAGGAGAGGCAGAGGCUGGAGGAAGAAGAGAGGCGGAGGCGUCGGGAUGAGGAGAGGCAGAGGCUGGAGGAAGAAGAGAGACGGAGGCGUCGGGAUGAGGAGAGACAGAGGCUGGAGGAAGAAGAGAGACGGAGGCGUCGGGAUGAGGAGAGACAGAGGCUGGAGGAAGAAGAGAGACGGAGGCGUCGGGAUGAGGAGAGGCAGAGGCUGGAGGAAGAAGAGAGACGGAGGCGUCGGGAUGAGGAGAGGCAGAGGCUGGAGGAAGAAGAGAGACGGAGGCGUCGGGAUGAGGAGAGGCAGAGGCUGGAGGAAGAAGAGAGACGGAGGCGUCGGGAUGAGGAGAGACAGAGGCUGGAGGAGGAGAGACAGAGACAGGAGGAACAGAGAUGCCAGGAAGAAGAGAGACGGAAACUGGAGGAAGAAGAGAGACGGAGGCUGGAGGAGGAGCAACGCCAAGAAUUAGCUUCCUUGGAGCUGGAAGGGCAGCAGCUUCCUGCAGAGGUGGCCAAGCCUCUACGGGAGCUGAAGAGACAGGAGACCCCCGCCGAGACCCCCAAAAGGCCCGAGGCAGAGAAGCAGGAGGAGGAAGAGGGAGGAGCGGAGUGGAGGCUAGAGGGGCGUCGGCGACCCCUGGACGGUGAAGAUGGAAAACGCUUGGGGACCAAAGGGAAUCCACCUCAGGAAGGCCCAGGGAAGAAGAGGCAAGGAGGAGAUGCCGCUGGUGGCCAAAACCUCAGAGGACAGGCCAAACUGGAGCCGCCGGGCGACGGGGAGAGCGAGCGGGACCCCGGGAGCCGGGGAGGACGAGGAGGAGACGUAGGCCGGCCCGGAGAGUCGGCCCCGCCUCAGCCGAAAGGGGCAGGGGCCCAGGAGCGGGACCACGGCGGAGAAGAGGAGGAGCUGAGGUGGCGGGAAGUGGACGAGAGGCAGAGCACGCCCCGACCGUACACCUUCCAAGUGUCGUCGGGAGGGAGGCAGAUCCUCUUUCCUAAGGUCAACCUGAGCCCCGUGGCCCCGCCGCCGCCGCCUCCCUCCGGCCACGAGCCCCCCGGCGCCCACCCGCUGCCGGCCUCGCUGGGCAUCCCGCACACGGCCAUCCUGGUCACCGGCACCCAGCUCUGCGGACCGGCCGUCGACCUGAGCCAGAUCAAGGACAGCGCCUGCCGGUCGCUGCUGGGGCGGUCGGAAGAGAGGAGGUCCGCCUCCCGGGAAGCCCCCGCCCGGCGGGCGGGCGACGGGAAGGCCCGCGAUGGCCCAGAGUCGGCCCGGAACGAGGCCGCGCUGGCCGAGUGGGCGUCCAUCCGGUCCAAGAUCCUGAAGAACGCCAACUGGGCCGGCUGGUCGCCGGCCGUCUGGGGCGGACCCCGGGGGAGCAUCAACAAGACCCAGCCGGUCGCCCCCAAGUUCUCCAUCACGCCCGCCUGGCAGAAGUUCCCAGACCCGGCCAGGCCCGGCGGGGGCGCGGACGACACCGGACGGGAGGCCCGGGUCGAGGGGUCCGGACCCAAGCCGGGCCCGGCGGACGGACCGGCCCGGCCGCCCGGAGGCCCGGCCGGCGACGCCGACGGCUGUAAGUUUGCCAAAGACCUCCCGUCGUUCCUGGUCCCCGGCCUCCCCCCGUCUCCGCCCCGCGGGCCGCCCCCGGACGGGACCGGGGAGGCCGAGGCGCCCCCGCCGGGCGCGGACGACGGCCUCCCCCCUUUCGGCAUCAAGCUGAGGCGCACCAACUACUCGCUCCGCUUCCAAUACGAUCAGCAGGCGGAACAGAAGAAGAAGAAGCGGCUGAGCGGCAGCGGCCCCGGGGCCGGCUCCGGCGGGACCCCGACUCCCCCGGUGCCCGCGGACGGAGAGACGGACGCGGAGGCGGCCCCGGCCGCCGCGGGGCCACGGAAGGACCCGUCGGGCCGCCUCCCCGCCCCCGUGGGGCUCAGGUGGCCUCCGCCCCAGAGGCCGGCCCUGGCCCCCAAACCCGCCCACCGGACCCCGCCGCCGUCCCCCCUGUCCAGAGGGAGCGGGGCGUUCUGGGCCGGGCCGCCGGCUCCGAGGGCGGCACGCCCCGGAGCGGAGUCUGAGGACCGGGGCCCACGGUCCCCUCGCGACCGGCCCGGGGCCGGAGAGGAAGGAGCGACGGGGAAAGCCUCGCUCCUCGGGCCAGAGACCAUCAAGAAAGAGAAGCCGGGGCUUCAGACUCGCCACUCUCUGGACGCCUCCGGACGGACGGACGAGGGCCACGCGGCCCUGCCGACGUGGAUCAACGUGGCGCUCGAAAAGCAGAGGGGAUUCCGGGAGCAGCAGGCCUCCCGGGAGGAGCGGAGGAAGCAAGUUCGGGAGGCCAAACAGCCCGGCAGGCGGCCCGGCCAGCAGGCCGGAGCCCGCGAGGAGCCCGAGGGCGGCAGCGCCGGCGGUUCCCAGGACCGAGCCACAGCUCCGGAGAAGAGGAAAGCGGACGAGACGGUGGUGACCGGGCUCCAACGCCGUGAGCUGCUGCAGAAGUCCAACACGCUUCCCACCUCUCUGACAGUGGAGAUCUCGGACUCCGUUCCGCCGGCCCCGCUGCUCAAAGAGGUCGCCAAGAGGUUCUCCACCCCGGACGCGGCGCCCGUGGCGACCGAACCAGCCUGGCUGGCCCUGGCCAAGAGGAAGGCCAAGGCCUGGAGCGACUGUCCCCAGAUCAUUAAGUAGAACCACCUCCCGACGCCUG
This is a messenger RNA of Ornithorhynchus anatinus (platypus), 4391 nucleotides long. It is a transcript of the gene CRACD, whose product is annotated as capping protein inhibiting regulator of actin dynamics. Lineage: Eukaryota; Metazoa; Chordata; Mammalia; Monotremata; Ornithorhynchidae. The record is from RefSeq and is a predicted model, not a curated record. The transcript has 12 exons. The coding region runs from base 503 to 4372 and encodes 1289 amino acids. Gene Ontology annotation, biological process: negative regulation of barbed-end actin filament capping; maintenance of gastrointestinal epithelium.